AGAUUCAGUCAGGAGUUUAAAGGGCAGAGUUGUAAAAGCUCCCAGGCAGUGGGGAGUCGGAUUGCCUGAAGAUUGACUCCAACAAAAUAUAUAACAUAAUACCCCGAAGAACAAACAACUAAACAUAUUCAUGCAACAUAACUGGAAUAAUCGAUUCGAUAAGUGUUAGCAAGGAAUUGUUGCGGAAGGUUGUUGUCAAGUCAACCGGAGAAAAAAACACGGAGAAGUCGUUUAAUGAGCGUGAGAAGAUUUUCCUGUGGAACAGCAAACAUUUUCUCAUCCGCCAGCACUUCUGUUGGUCCCCACUGAUCACUACUGCCUCGGAGGUUUUUGCAACACUCGUCUAAAGCAACUGUUGACGACACAGACGCACAUAGCUAUGCAGCUUGAAAUCCAAGUAGCUCUUAACUUCAUCAUUUCUUAUCUGUACAACAAACUCCCACGGCGGCGAGUCAACAUUUUUGGCGAGGAGUUGGAUAGACAGCUGAAGAAGAAAUAUGAAGGACACUGGUACCCCGACAAGCCAUACAAAGGAUCUGGGUUCAGGUGUAUACAUGUGGGCGAGAAGGUGGAUCCGGUAGUGGAGGAAGCAGCCAAAGAGAGUGGGCUGGACAUUGAAGAUGUCCGCAAUAACUUGCCUCAGGACCUAAGUGUUUGGAUUGACCCCUUUGAGGUGUCCUACCAAAUCGGUGAAAAGGGACCUGUAAAGGUGCUAUACGUGGACGAUAACAAUGAGAACGGGUCUGAGCUGGACAAAGAGAUUAGAAACAGUUUUAACCCCGAGGCUCAGGUGUUCAUGCCAAUCAGUGACCCUGUGGGCAUCUCCUCGGAGUCCAGUUCUCCAUCCCCGCCAUUUGGCCAGUCUGCUGCUGUCAGCCCCUCCUUCAUGCCACGCUCCACUCAGCCUUUAACCUUCACCACAGCCUCCUUUGCCGCCACCAAGUUCGGCUCCACCAAGAUGAAAAACAGCGGCCGCAAUGGCGGUAAAGUUGCACGCACUUCUCCCACCAACCUGGGCCUGAAUGUGAACUCCUUAGUUAAGCAAAAAGCCAUUUCCAACUCCAUGCACUCGCUCUACAGUUUUGGCCUCGGAGGUCAACAGCAGAAGGGCUCCGCUCUAUCUCCCAAUGCCAAGGAGUUUGUGUUUCCCAACCUUGAAGGCCAAGGGAGCUCCGGUGCAGUGUUUGGAAGCGAGAACCCCCUAAGCCUCAGUCCUCUUCAGUAUAACAAUGCCUUCGACAUGUUCACAACCUACGGAAGCAUCAACGACAAGUCCCUCAUGGAUGGCUUAAACUUCAGUCUCAGCAACAUGCAGUAUUCUAACCAGCAAUUCCAGCCAGUUAUGGCUAACUAAUGUUUAAGAGUUAUUGAUUGUUGGCAAAAGGAAAACGAAAGGCAAAGACGCACAUUAGUUUAAAGACUUUAUUUGUUCAAAGAACUGUGGACGAGGAAACGAAAAUCCCUAUUAGACAAUGAUAAGCGCAUGCGCCCAAGGGUGUUAUUAUUUUCAUUAGUGUCGUUCUCUGCCCCCUUGAGUUUGUACUAAAAGAUUGCGUUACAGAUGUUUCCAAGCUUAUUUACAUUCAGUCAAUACGCGUCAUUGUUUUCUUUUCCUUUUUUGCCAAUAAAGCAAAAAAUAUUUUUUUUACUACCUUUUGGAAAAAAUACUCUAAAACAUUAAAAAAAGACAUAAGCUUCAAGUUCUGGCCUCUUAAAGUAUUUUAAAGUUGGUAAGACUUGGCUGAUUUUUAAGAAAUUGGCACUAAUGCAUAUAUCGGGGGUUACGUGGUCUUUUUCUAAUUGUAUAAUUUGAGUACAGAGUUUGUAAAAUAUCAGAGUAUAUAUUGUUUCUACAACAUGGAAUUGCAUUUAUAUCUUUUUACUACUCCAGUGAUCUGUGAUGGCUGCAGAAGCUUUAUGUUAUAAUAUAUUUUGUUUUCAUUUCUUUUAUAAAAUUGUUAAAGAAAUUCAUCUUUAAAUAGAUCAAAAAUUCUAAAGAUUGUGUACAGAAUAUUCCUUCGUGUUGGAAUUUCAGUGUAGGAAUAUUAGCUUUUUUUGAAACAAAAGAGUUGUAUUUUCUGUUAAGAGUUAAACAGAUUUUUGCUAUAUUAUGGACAAUGUAAUCGUAUAUAUUAAUUUUGUACCUACAUUGUGCAAUACUUGAUAAAAUAUGGUAUAACAAAGUAUUUUGAGUCAGUGUCUUACAUGUCAAGAGGGACUGAAAUGGUUUAUAUUAAGUUUGUAUUAAAAUGCUUGAAAUAUA
Triplophysa dalaica is the source of this 2263-nucleotide messenger RNA. It is a transcript of the gene tob1b, whose product is annotated as transducer of ERBB2, 1b. Gene Ontology annotation, molecular function: transcription corepressor activity. NCBI's taxonomy places the organism in Eukaryota, Metazoa, Chordata, Actinopteri, Cypriniformes, Nemacheilidae. Gene Ontology annotation, biological process: regulation of gene expression. The record is from RefSeq and is a predicted model, not a curated record. The transcript is spliced from 2 exons. The coding region runs from base 380 to 1354 and encodes 324 amino acids. Gene Ontology annotation, cellular component: cytoplasm; nucleus.